Eupeodes corollae is the source of this 1233-nucleotide messenger RNA. RefSeq lists its product as uncharacterized. Lineage: Eukaryota; Metazoa; Arthropoda; Insecta; Diptera; Syrphidae. Bases 1 to 1233 code for a protein of 410 amino acids. The record is from RefSeq and is a predicted model, not a curated record. The transcript has 3 exons.
AUGCACAAUUUACAAAGUGAUAAUCACGCUAUUGUCAUCAGUCCUGAUAAAUCACCUGUUGGAGAGCAUAUUCGUAGAUUUAAUGCACCUGUUCUUGACGAUGUUGCUGGAAUCAUGGUUGGCGACCGUACAACUACGCCAGAAAUCGGACAGGAUGGGUAUUGCAUAAAUAUUAAACAACGAGAUCCCACAACAGGUGCCGAAACAAACAAGAAUGUCAGCUCGAAGGAUUUUUAUGCGUAUCAGUUGAUGAUUAGACGCGACCAGAGCAACGUUAUUCUACGAUGUCGUGAGCUUUGUCAGCAAUUCAUGGUCGACAUGUAUGUAAAGAUAGAGAGCGAACGAUUACGAUACUUGAGAUUUAAUCAACAAAAGUUGCGUGUGGAAGAAUAUAUACACCUACGAGACACUAUCAUCACCAACGCCGACGCCGCUCAAAUCGGCAACUCUGUCAUUCUACCAUCAUCAUACAUAGGCAGUCCACCCUAUAUGCAAGAAUAUGUCCAGGAUGCUCUGACUAAUAUUACAUCUUUACUAUUGCCUGGCCAAAAUGCAAUACAUCGCCAUGACAUUACAGCACGUGUAUUCAGACAAAAAUUGAAGUCUUUGAUAAAUUUCAUAACAAAAUUACAUGUAUUCGGUCCCACACGUUGCUGGAUGUAUAGCGUUGAAUGGCAAAAGCAGGGAUUACCUCAUGCUCACAUUUUGGUUUGGUUAGUCGAUAAAAUACGUCCUGUGGAAAUCGACAGUAUAAUUUCUGCGGAAAUUCCAGAUCCGUCUACUGAUCAAAUGUUGUUUGAUAUUGUUACAACAAACAUGAUUCAUGGCCCAUGCGGCAAUCUUAAUCGUUCAUCACCUUGCAUGGCAGACGGAAAGUGUACUAAAAGUUUUCCGAAAAACUUCACUAACGAUACAAUCACAAAUGUUGAUGGAUAUCCAACUUAUCGUAGAAGACAUCCCGACAAUUGCGGACAAUCAUUUGUUAAAAAUAUUAACAGCGUAGACAUUGACAUUGAUAACCGUUGGGUGGUCCCAAAUUCGCCUCUGCUGAGUAAAACAUUCAAUGCUCAUAUUAAUGUUGAGUUCUGCAGUUCAGUGAAGAGCAUCAAAUAUAUUUGCAAGUAUGUGAAUAAAGGCAGUGAUAUGGCUGUUUUUCGGGUUGAAAAUACCAAUUUGAAUGCUCCUCCGGUUAAUAAAGAUGACGAAAAUUGGCCGGUACGUCAGCUCCAAUGA